Aethalodelphis obliquidens (Pacific white-sided dolphin) is the source of this 4787-nucleotide messenger RNA. RefSeq names its product PPARG coactivator 1 beta (gene PPARGC1B). Gene Ontology annotation, cellular component: nucleus. The transcript has 13 exons. Gene Ontology annotation, biological process: positive regulation of transcription by RNA polymerase II. The coding region runs from base 54 to 3230 and encodes 1058 amino acids. Lineage: Eukaryota; Metazoa; Chordata; Mammalia; Artiodactyla; Delphinidae. The record is from RefSeq and is a predicted model, not a curated record. Gene Ontology annotation, molecular function: transcription factor binding; RNA binding.
CCCCCGGCCGGCUCGGCGCUGACUCCGCCGCACGCUGCAGCCGCGGCUGGAAGAUGGCGGGGAACGACUGCGGCGCGCUGCUGGACGAAGAGCUCUCUUCCUUCUUCCUCAACUAUCUCGCCGACACGCAGGUUCCCAGGUGGUUCUGCCCCUGCCGGUCCUGGGACCACCCUCUGAGAAGCAUCAGUUCGGUCGGUACUGUUACCAGGUCCUCCAUGACUCCCUUCUACCCCACCCACCACUGGCAGGGCGGGGGAUCUGGGGAGGAGCAACUCUGCGCUGACUUUCCGGAGCUAGACCUCUCCCAGCUGGACGCCAGCGACUUUGACUCGGCCACCUGCUUUGAGGAGCUGCAGUGGCGCCCAGAGAACUCCGAGACCGAACCCAGCCAGUACAGCCCCGACGAUCCGGAGCUCUUCCAGAUAAUCGACAGUGAGAAUGAGGCCCUCCUGGCAGCACUCACCAAAACCCUGGAUGACAUCCCCGAAGAUGUUGUGCAUCUGGCCGCCUUCCCAGCCCUGGAUGACGGAGACGCACCCUCCUGCGCUUCUGCUUCGCCUGUCCCCUCAUCUGCGCCCCCAAGCCCCUCCCUGGAGAGGGCCCCAGCCUCAGCCCCUGAAGUGGAUGAGCUCUCGCUGCUGCAGAAACUCCUUCUCACCACGUCCUACCCAGCCUCAACCUCUGACAGCCAGAAGGAAGGGACCGCCUGGCGCCAGGCAGGCCUCAGGUCUAGAAGUCAGCGGCCUUGGGUCAAGAUGGACAGCGCCCAAGACAGGAAGGCCCCCAUGAUGCAGCCUCAGACCCGGAGCUGCACAGAGCUGCAUAAGCACCUCACCUCGGUGCCGUCCUGCCCCCGGGCUAAAGCUCGCUCCCCUGAUAGGGUCCUCCAGCCACCACCACCCCUGAGUCCCUGGGUCCCUGCCAAGGAGGAUGAGGAGGCGGGUGAGGACUGCCCGAGUCCCCAGCCGGCUCCAGCCUCUCCCUGGGACUCCCCAGCACCGGGCAGGGCAGACCCCGGCACCCAGGUGUCCCAGGAGGACAUGCAGGCCAUGGUGCAGCUCAUUCGCUACAUGCACACCUACUGCCUUCCCCAGAGGAAGCUGCCCGCACAGGCCCCAGAGCCAGACCCCCAGCCCUGCAGCAGCCCCGCCCAGCAGGUCAGACCCCGGCCUCGGUGCCAGCACCCUUCCAAAGCCACCUGGGCUGAGUUCUCCAUCCUGAGGGAACUUCUGGCUCAAGAUAUCCUCUGUGAUGUCAGCAAACCCUACCGCCUGGCCACGCCUGUCUACGCCUCCCUCACACCCCGGGCCCGGCCCAGGCCCAAAGACAGCCAGGCCUCUGCGGGCCACCCCUCCCCCGUGGAGGAGGUGCGGGUCGCGGCUUCACCCCAGAGCUCGGGGCCCAGACCCAGCCUGCGCCCGCUGCGGCUGGAGGUGAAAGGGCACAUCAGCCGGUUGGCCAGGCUGCAGCCUGAGGAGGAAGAUGAGGAAGAGGAGGAGGAAGAAGAAGAAAAAGAGGAAGAGGAGUGGGGCCGGAAAAGGCCGGGCCGGGGCCUGCCGGGGACCAAGCUGGGGAGGAAGCAGGAGAGCUCUGUGUGCCCCGUGCGGCGUUCCAGGAGACUGAACCCGGAGCUGGGGCCCUGGCUGACGUUCACCGAUGAGCCCAUGGUCCCCGCGGAGCCCCAAGGGGCUCUGCCCUCGCUGCGCCUGGCCCCUGAGGCCUACCACGUGGAGGGGGAGCUGGGCAGCCCCGCGGACGAGGACAGUGGCCAAGACCAGCAGCUCCGACGGGGACCCCAGAUCCCAGCUCUGGAGAGCCCCUGUGAGAGCGGGUGUGGGGACACCGACGAGGACCCCAGUUGUCCGCAGCUCUCUUCUGGAGACUCUCCCAGGUGCCUCAUGCUGGCCUUGUCGCAAAGCCCCACUGGCGACCCUCCUUUUGGCAAGAAGAGCUUCGAGCAGACCUUGACAGUGGAGCUCUGUGGCACAGCAGGACUCACUCCGCCCACCACGCCUCCGUACAAGCCCACAGAGGAAGACCCCUUCAAGCCAGACAUCAAGCACAGCCCAGGCAAAGACAUAGCUCCCACCCCGGAGGUUCCCUGGCUCGGGGCCGCCGCAGAGGCUGCCCGCAAGCUGCCGAAGAAGCACCCAGAGCGGAGCGAGCUCCUGUCCCACCUGCGGCAUGCCGCAGCCCAGCCAGCCUCCCAGGCUGGCCAGAAGCGCCCCUUCUCCUGUUCCUUUGGAGACCACGACUACUGCCAGGUGCUCAAGCCAGACGGCGCCCUGCAGAGGAAGGUGCUGAGGUCCUGGGAGCCAUCUGGGGUCCACCUUGAGGACUGGUCCCAGCAAGGGGCCCCGCGGGCUGAGGCACAGGCCUCUGGCAGGGAGGAAGACGGGAGCUGUGAUGUCGGCGUCCCCACCAAGGACAGUACGCUGCUGAGAGACCACGAGAUCCGCGCCAGCCUCACCAAGCACUUUGGCCUCCUGGAGACAGCCUUGGAGGAUGAAGACCUGGCCUCCUGCAAGAGCCCCGAAUACGACACCGUCUUUGAGGACAGCAGCAGCAGCAGUGGCGAGAGCAACUUCCUCCUAGAGGAGGACGACGAGGAGGAGGAGGAUGACGAGGACUCAGGGGUCAGUCCCCCUCGCUCUGACCACUGCCCCUACCAGAGCCCACCAAGCAAGGCCAGCCGGCAGCUCUGUUCCCGCAGCCGCUCCAGCUCUGGCUCCUCGUCCUGCCGCUCCCGGUCACCAGCCACGCGAAGGACCUUCAGAUGUGAGAGCAGAGGGUCGUGUUCAGACAGAACGCCAAGUGUCCGGCACACCAGGAAGCAGCGGGAAAAGGCCAUUGGUGAAGGCCGCGUGGUGUACGUUCGAAAUCUCUCCAGUGACAUGAGCUCCCGUGAACUGAAGAGGCGCUUCGAGGUGUUUGGAGAGAUUGUGGAGUGCCAGGUGCUCACGAGAAGCAAGAGAGGCGAGAAGUACGGCUUCAUCACCUACCGGUGUUCUGAGCACGCCGCCCUCUCUCUGAGGAACGGCGCUACCCUGCGGAAACGCAGCGAGCCCUCCUUCCAGCUGAGCUACGGGGGGCUCCGGCACUUCUGCUGGCCCCGCUACACUGACUACGAUUCUAAUUCAGAAGAGGCCCUGCCUGCGUCAGUGAAAACCAAGUACGAAGCCAUGGAUUUUGACAGCUUACUGAAGGAGGCCCAGCAGAGCCUGCACUGAUAACAGCCUUAACCUUCGAGGAAUACCUCAAUACCUCAGACAAGGCCCUUCCAAUAUGUUUACGUUUUCAAAGAAAUUAAGUAUAUGAGAAGGAGAGAGAGCGAGUGCGUGAGAGAGAGAGAGAGAGAGAGAGAGAGAGAGGCUUGGAACUGCUGUCCUUUUAAAACAAACAAAAAAAUCAAUGUUUACAUUGAACAAAGCUGCUUCUGUCUGUGAGUUUCCAUGGUGUUGACGUUCCACUGCCACAUUAGUGUCCUCGCUUCUGACGGGUUGUCCUGGGUGCGUUCCAGACGCUGAGUCCGUCACCCGCCUCCCCUUCCUCCCCGACCGACGUCCCCUCGUAGACGUGCAGCUGUGUUCACCAUACCAUUUCUUGUCUGUAGUGUGUGAUGAUGAAAUCGUUACUUGUGAAUAGAAUCAGGAUUAUAAACUCAUUUUUAAUUGAAGAAAAAAAAAGUAUAUCCUUAAUGUAUUUAUGGCUCAGAUGUACUGGGCCUGGGAUUAUUGUAUUGCUUCCUUGAUUUUUUAACUACGCACUGUCGUGAGGUGUUUGCCACUGAGCUGCACUGCUCCCUUUGCCAGAAUGCCCCAGAGGUGCUGGGUGGCCGGAAGCCUGGUCACCGGGGAGGUGUGGCAUGCAGCCACAGCUGGGAGGAAUGGAGAGAGGUUUCUGGGCCUCUUCUGCUGAGCGCUGCCUUGUCUCUCAUUGAGCAAGUUUGGGUCCAUUUACAAUCAGAGCCCUCAUCUGGUGUCCAGCUCACGCUUAGAAUUUGUGCCUGGCCGUGAGUGCUCAGAUCCUUGCGGACCUUGGAAGGAAGGUGGGGUGAGCUGCGUUAUUCCCGUUUUCCAGGCAGUGCCCCAAGAGGCAAAAUGACUUGCCCAGGGUCCCACAACCAGUGAGACUACAGAGGAACGGCCCAGCCCGGGCCUAUCCUAGGAUAAAGAGGCAAAGUUGCAAGGACUGGUAGAGGUGGGUUCAGCUAAAAAGGACAACAGGCUAGACGCUUCCAGGCUCAUUUUGUGGGGGUAAGUCAAUGGCUGUCUCACCAGCAUGGGGCAAGUUUAGGCUCUGGUACCAGUCUUGAUCCAAGGGGUCCUGUGGUUUGCUUAUACCUGUGGACAUGCCAUCACAGCUUCAGUGAUGCACCUGGGGUGACACAGAGAGGCAACCUGGGAGCGGUCAUUCAUCCUUUUUGGGCCAGUCACCAGCCCAUCCUCCUUCAGCUUGACUUCCCUUUUCUUCACCUGUAAAGUUGUUUUGGUGGCAUGGGGCAAGGGGAGCAGGAGGGAGACAUGAGGGAUGGGGAUGGACAAGACAAUCUCCAAGCUCCUCUCCGACGUAGAAAACGUUCAUUGGGCUUUACUUUAAAAUUUGUGUUCUUGAGUGAUGUCAGAGCCGUGUCCAGCUUGGAUGUUCUGCAGGUGCCUUGGGGGCCGUUUGUGAGGGAGAGCAUGGCCAGGAAGGGUAAGAGUGCAUUGCUUCUGCUUCAGACAGAGCGGCUCCAACUUGGUCUCUUUCACACAUCAGGGUUCCUUGGGAAAUUUUUGUGUUUAAAA